Triticum urartu is the source of this 7845-nucleotide messenger RNA. RefSeq names its product beta-glucuronosyltransferase GlcAT14B. Gene Ontology annotation, cellular component: membrane. Lineage: Eukaryota; Viridiplantae; Streptophyta; Magnoliopsida; Poales; Poaceae. The record is from RefSeq and is a predicted model, not a curated record. Gene Ontology annotation, molecular function: glucuronosyltransferase activity.
GGUGAUGAAACAAUGGCAGAGAUAGAGUGGGAUACACUAUCCCUGCAGGAGGUGAAGGGAUAUGUCAAAGAUCAUAUGGAGCUCUAGGAAUCCAUGAAAUUUUAUUUUUUCGAUUCAUGGGCAAGAUAUGGUGAGUGGUUUGGUGGUUCUUAACGAUGACAACAUGUGUGUGAUGAUGGCAGUUGGAGGAGUUGCAGAUGUGUUUGUCAAGUGAUUUUGAUUUUGAGAAUGAAGUUUGGGACUUGAGUGAUAUGGAACCUGAUGCAGUGAUAACAAGCAUGAGCACUCCGAGAUUAACUUCAAAUGAUAGUUUUUUGUGUCCCCUUAGUUCAACCAUUUACUUUGUAGAUUUUUUUGUCUUACUCCACUAACAAAUGAAAAUUAUUGGUAUUCCCAAGUCUGGCCAACUGGCUAAGACUCCAAUGACAUGAUGGUGCCAUCCCCCCAACUCUUUGCAUAAACCACCUCUAGAAAAUCAGAAUGAUAAUUUGAUGUAUUGGUUUGAUAAAAGGGCGGUUAACCGCGAACCCGACCCUUUCCUCUCACGCGCGUCCCCCACCCCCCGUCGCGGCGACGCGCGACCCCGUGCCUCCUCCCUCUCUGUUCCUCUCCUCCCCCUCUCCCCGUCGACGCCGUCGGCAGAGGUUGCCGGGCGUGGCUCAGGUGGCGCCGGUGGCGGCGGCUUGUCUUUCCCAACGCCAUGGUUGCAGGAGGCGGGGCUUCUCCGGCUCCGGCCAUGGUGGCGGUGCGGCUUGGGCGGUGACGGUCCGGCUCCGGCCGGGAGGUGGCGGUGCUUGCAUACCUGCGAGGCGGCGCAGGGAGGCGAGUGGCAGCGCGAGGCAGCUCGGCCACGGUUUCGGUGGCCUAGAUCGGGGCCCAUAUGGGUCGAAACGGGUCGGCUCGAUCUAAUGCAUGUUUGGCGGUGGGGUGCGAGGUAGGAGGUGCAGGAGCAGCGACAACAAUGGUUGUUCGGUUGCAGCAUGCCUGUGGGCUUCACGAGCCUAAUCUAGACCCAGUCGGACCCUGGUAGGACUACGGUGCCCCCGAGAGGGCUUUACAGGCCUGACCGCCUGGCCGGAUCAGAUGGCUGUCUCUCCACCGGACACAGAUCCUUCCUCAAGAUUCGCCCCGUGAACGAAACUAAUAAAGGCGUGCUUCACGGCGGUUUGAACCUUGGCGGGUCGUGCGCACCGAGCCAUCUUGAUGAUGUCGGUGCAGGUGUCCGGCUCAGGCUCCGACUCGCCGGUCUUGCCGAUGAAGAUGUGGAUUCCGACAAAGGGGACCCGGUACCCGUAUUCGAUUGAAUCGGGUCGGGACCCUAGCCUGCAUCGUCAAUGUAGAUUUUGCCACGACAACUCUUGGUCAUCUGGCCCACGGCGUAUCCCUUGAUCCCUGAGAAGCUGCCCUUCAAGAACUCGAAACUACCAUGCGCUGGCCCCAUGGUGGGCGUCAACUAUCGUGGUUUUAUCAUGGCAAAUGCUCUAGUGAAAGGACUUACGUGUGGAGCCAUCGCAACUAGGUUAGCUUAAAGGGAUUAAACAAGAGUUUACCCAGGUUCGGCCCCUCUCAAUGAGGUAGAAGCCUACUCCUGCUUUUAGUUGUAUUGCUUGGGUUUUGAUUACCAGGGAGUGAAUACGCUUGACCUAGUUCUCGAUCGGUUGUUUUCUUAAGUUAACUCGCCGCCGGGUCACCCCUUUAUAUACAGGUUGAUGCCCGGCGGCUUACAAAAUCCCAGCCGACUCAUACAAACGUAACCGGCUCGGUUUCUAACUAAACCCGCCUUACAGAACAAGUUAACAUAUGGCGGCUCACGCCUUUGGGCCUCAAGUCGCCUCCGGGUCUUGGGCCUUCAAUAAGCUUGCUCUAUGAACCGCCAUCUUCAUGUCUUCUUGGACCUUAUCGGGCCUCUUCGUCUUUAAGUCGCCAAGGGCAUGACCCGACCCCUCCUGUGCGGGUUAUACCUAGGAGUUAUAUCCCCAACAGAAGGCGGAUAAGAGAUCCUUUCUAUCAGCUUUGGCCAUCGGCAGAUUGAUUGUGUCCAUAGCAAGAAUGAAAAGCAUAGGAGAGAGAGAGAGAGCAUCUCCCUAGCGAAGACCACGACCAUGCCAUAUCGGGGAACACAUAGAUUAUUGGCAUAUGUGCGAGCUUGUGUCUGACAAGAUUGCAACACAUAGUUGCGAACAUCAUCACAAUUGAUUGGAGAGAUGAAGCCCUUCAGAAGAUUGCAACUCUGUCCUGAGACGCCUCUAAAAAUCUCCAAACGUCAGUCGGUGAUGCACGAAGGAAAAGGAUAACAUCAUCGGCGUAGAUAGAAAGCCUUUGAGACACCGUGUCGGGAGGGAAGGCGGAUAAGAGAUCCAUGCUAUCAGCUUUGGCCAUCGGCAAAUUGAUUGGGUGGACUGGACCAGUUUUAGAGAAAAGCAUCCUGGUUGUUGCUUACUAAUUUGACAAGCUCGGGUCGAGGCGCCUCGCAAGAACUUUUUGAGAAGUUCUUCGCGAAGCUGCGAGCUAGACUUAUGGGUCUACAAUCCAACCAAAUGUUAGAUAGGUAUAUCCAUCUAUACCUAAUAAUAAAGGGGGCUAUUGCUUCUGACGGUACAUCACGAAAAUUGCCCUCAAAGUUGCAAAAUAUUACCCAUCAAUGCCACCUAUAAGUGAUAAAAAAAUCGUUCCACGCAGGGGAAUCCCCUGCCUGGGCCGGCCCAUGUAGUAGGGACCUCCUAUAUUGCGCUCUGCACGCUGGGAGAAGACGCAGCGUGCCCGUUUGGGCCUGCCCAUGUCCAGGCGGCCUGUUUUUUAAAUUUCGUUUUUCCUUUUUUUUUCUUUUCUGUUUUCAUUUUUUUCUACUUUAAAUAAUUUGAGACUUAAAAAAUUCCAAAAAUUUAAAAAAUUGUACUUUUGAAAUAAAAUGUAUAAUAAAUCAUGAAAUGUUUGUAGAUUCAAAAAAUGUUCACGAUUUUUUAAAAAAUAUUUUCUUAUUCGAAAAGUUUGAAAUUUUGAAAACAAAUGUUCAAGAAAUCGGAAAAUGUUCAUGUUUUCUAAAUACUUUGUGUAUUAGAAAAUGUUAAUGAAAUUGAACAAAAUCUUGCCAAUUCAAAAAAAAGUUCAUCAAUGAAAAACUAUCCUAAAAGUUCAAAACUGUUCGUGACUUAGAAAAUAGUUUAUUCAUUCGUAAAAUGUUCGCUGAUUCAAAAAAAGAUCAUGCAUUUCAAAAAAUGUUCGUUAAAUAAAAAAAUGUUCGUUGAUUCUAGAAAUGUUUGCCGAUUCAAGAAAAUUGUUUCAAUAUUUUUGGCAAAUAGUAUAAAAUGUUCAUGAAUUCAAAAAAUGUUCUAGAUUUUAGAAAAUGUUUGAAAAUUUGUAAAAGUGUUCACGAAUUUGAAAAAUGUCACGCUUUUAAAUAUGUACACAAGUUUAAAACAAUGUUCAUGAUUUCAAAAAUUGUUCUUGGUUUCACAAAAUUAAGAGUAAUAGUGUAUCUCGGUGAUGCAGCAAAAUGUGGUCAUCGCCAUUGAAGAUUUGAAGUUAUGAUUUUUUUUCUCCCGUAGCAACGCACGAACUCUUUUGCUAGUGUCUAUCUAUAUGCCCAAGUCAGUUCCUUCGACUAGAAAAAUUCAAAUCGGAUUAGCGUAUGACAAGUUGACAACAAGUGGUCACGUCAUGUUUUUGCCAAAACAAAAUGGUCACGUGAAAAAUGAGAGAGAGAGAGAGAGAGAGAGAGAGAGAGAGAGAGAGAGAGAGAGAGAGAGAGAGAGAGAGAGAGAGAGAGAGAGAUUAUCAUCAGUGACCAAGCAACAAGAGCGUAGCGUAUGGAGUGAGCAGGGCAGGGAGGAUGAAGGAGUAGUGCGUUGCGGGCAUACGUACGGAGAAGAGAAUGUACGUCAACGUAUACGAGAAAACAAGGAAUAAGAAGGUUUAUGCUGGCCGUGUUAACCGCGUCGCUGCUGCUUUGCCGGCAGUGCGCGCCACUCCGUCCGGAUAUGUUUAUCAACUCUCCACGCACUAUAUAUCCCCAAAUAGCUCCCGUGCCUUUUCCACAUCAUUCGCUCACGUCCAUUCAGUUGCAUCAACUUCACUUUGUAGCACCCCCUUGCUGAUCAUAUCAAACGGAUUAACCUAAUCACGCUACCGAAUUCCCCUCUCCUGCCUAUUGACAAUGGUCGCCAUGCCCUUUGCAUAGCGCGCGCGGGGACCGUGUGUGCGUCCUUGUGUUGCUGUGUCCGGCGAAGCAAGAAACAUGGGGGCCAACGGCCGCAGCGACUGCGAGCACCACUCGCCGUCCUCAGCCCAAUCGCCCCGCCGUGGCGGCGGAGACGAGCACCACUCACCGUCAAUUAACUGCCCGCGCGGCGGCGCCGCGCCGUCCUUCCUGCUAGCAGCCGCGUUGCUCACUUUCUCUCUGUCCAUCGGCGUCACGGUCACACUCGCCGUCACGUUCUCCACGUCAUUGUCGCUGUGCCCUGUGCCGGCCUUGUUCUUCCCGGCCACCAGCGCUAGGCUCUUCCAGCCGGAGCCGGACGUCCCGCCCCCGGGGCCGGCCGCCGACGUGCCGCGGCUGGCCUAUCUCAUCUCUGGGUCCAGAGGCGACCUGGACCGGCUGUGGCGGGUGCUGCACGCGCUCUACCACCCGCGAAACCUGUACGUGGUGCACCUGGACCUGAAGUCCCCGGUGGAGGAGCGAGUGGAGUUGGCGGCGCGGGUGGGAAACAACACUGUUUUCCAGCGCAUCGGCAACGUCGAGGUGAUCCGGCGCGCUGACAUGGUGACGUACCGCGGGCCGACGAUGGUGGCCCACACCCUGCAUGCAUGCGCCAUGCUCCUCCGCCGCAACCGCGACUGGGACUGGUUCAUCAACCUCUCUGCCUCCGACUACCCGCUAAUGACCCAGGACGAUGUCCUGCAUGUAUUCUCCACGUUGCCGAGGAACGUCAGCUUCAUGGAGCAUACCAGCAACCUGGGCCACAAGGCGGACGGCCGGGCGAAGCCUCUGAUCGUGGACCCGGGGCUGUACAUGUCGGCGAAGAAGGAAGUCUUCAACGUGUGGCCGGAGCGGGAGCUGCCGACGGCGUUCAAGCUGUACACGGGGUCGGCGUGGGUGGUGCUGUCGCGGGACUUCGUCGAGUACGUGGUGUGGGGCUGGGACAACUUGCCGCGGACGCUCCUCAUGUACUAUGCCAACUUCGUCUCCUCCCCGGAGGGCUACUUCCAGACCGUGCUCUGCAACGCGCCCGGCUUCGUGGGCACCGUCGCCAACCACGACCUGCACCACAUCCAGUGGGACGUCCCGGCGAGGCAGCACCCGCGGGCGCUCGGGCUCGAUGACAGGGACGACAUGGUGGGCAGCGACGCGCCAUUCGUGCGCAAGUUCGAGCCGGACGACCCCGUGCUUGAUGUCAUCGACGCCGACCUUCUGCUCGGCCAGGGGAGGAACGGCACGGCGUCCGGGAUGUUCGUGCCCGGCGGCUGGUGCGGCCAACGCGGGGACUGCGGUGCCGUCCGUGCCAAUGUCGACGACAGGGUGCUCAGGCCUGGGCCCGGUGCCAAGAGGCUGCGAAGGCUCAUGAACAAGAUCGUCAGGUCCGACGCCUUUGCCAAUAGCCAGUGCAAAUAGCAAUGAAUAUGGUUAGACCAUCUCUAGCAGACCCCGCAUCCCAUCGAUCCAAAAAACACGUUUGCAGUUUGCAGAAAAGAGAAUUUGUGGGCCGGCACGGACAGCCGCAGAGGCAGACCCCCAAAUGGACCCGUAUAAAAGAAUAUUCGCGGAAUAUAUUUUUUACGAGUCGGCUUUUUGCGGGGUCUGCUCGGGCACCGCCGCAUCGACCUGGAAACUGAAAACGCCCAAUUCUCGAAUUUGACAUAGGUUCCGACAAAUGUUCAAAUUCAAACAACUUAACACAGUUUACGCGUAAAUAAAAGUUUCAGUUUAGUAGGACAAACGAAAAAGAGGGUCUUGCAAAAGUGACAACCACGUCCGGCAUCAUCUUGGUCGAUCUUCACUCCGCGUCAUCGAGUCCAUCUUGAAGUUCAUCGCCACCACUGAAUCCACCUCUGGCGCUUGUUCCAACUCCCGCACCGAAAUCAUCGACAUUGGCACCAUAUGGAGCAGAGAAAACAUCUCCAGCACUGUAACACGCACCGGCCGGCGCAACCAUUCUCCUCUUCAAGAUUUCUCUCCUUGCCAUAUCAUGCCAUUCUUUGGUGAGGUCGUCCAUGUCAUUGCGGUUCAUUGUUAUGAUCUUUGGUGAGGACCCCGAUUGCUUUUAUAGUGUUUGGGGUGGUAUCGCUGCGCUCAGAACGCUGCUACACACAUAAUAUACUCUGGACGAUUUUCGCACGAUGGUACACAUCAAGCCGUCCAUGCGCAAGGGGAAAAGAGGACUGCACCGUCCAAUCCUGUGUCAUGCACAGUUCGGCCGGCCACUGUCGUCCGCCUAGUGGUUUCGCUGCACUCAACACCUACGUAUCCUGUCUUGGGUGUGUGCGUAUGUUGUGAUGACAUGCGUUUGUGCCGUUAGUUGAUGAAAGUUGCUUUAUAUAUAAAGCGAGCCAAAAAUCUUUUUUAAAUAAAAACAGGUGGAGUAUUACAGUGAUUUGACCCGCUCACGUGGACUAAGAAUGAUUGACGGAUCACCUACUCACUUGUUGUUGUCAUGUCAGAAGAAAAAAUGACGGUGUGGAUCAUGCAAGUUGUCACCAAGAAAGCAUGCGUGAUUGGCUCAACGGGCCCCAAACGGUAUAGAUAAUGAAUGUACAAAACCAGCUGAAAUUUGCGUGUGUAUGCGACUUUUUUACCCCUCCGUGUCCCACAUUUUCACACCGCGCACGAGGGGGCAGACUCUAAGAUGACGUCUAUGCUAUAUCUCCUCUCAGAUUGCUACUCAUCUCUGUUCCACGUGUGCUUAAGAUAGUGCAAAAAUGAGUUGAGUAGAGAUACGUCUCUGUCAGCGUGCAAGGCGUGCAUGUAUAACAAAACCGAUGAUGUGCAUGCAUGUCAUUUUUUAGUCGACUUGCAUGGAAUUUGAUAUAUGCGUACGACGACUAGAUCAGAGGUAAUCCAACCGACGUAAUGAAGAUUAAAGAAAACGGAGACAUGAUAGAGUAUCGUUGCGUUUUGCAUGAUCCUCUGGUGCGUCUUUGUUGGUUCGACCACUUGACUCCGGCAUUGAGAAAGUCGCGCCAUUUCAACGACGUUGGCUCACCCGGUUUUGAGGUAGAAGGGCAGAGGGCCAUGGAAUCUAGGCCGAUGGAUGACCACCGUUGAAGGCCACGCCGACCGCGAGAGCGGCAGAAGCAGCAGAAGGCUGGGAACAAGAUGCAGCAGUAGCAGCAACGGCAAGGGGUGGUGUUGCCCAGCGGUACGCGCCCGGGCAAGCUCCAAGGACAUUUUCUUAGUUUCUUCCUCGUCUGCCCAGGCAGAGGCAGACACAAAAUACUACUGCUUCUCGCUUUGAAUUGGAUCCGAUAUGUUAAUUAGUGAUCGGAAGUCCUAGUUGAAGAGCUUUGAAUGACUUCACCUUCUUUUAAAUCACACGGUAAUACUAUUAUUGAGUACACUGUAUUUAAGUUUAACAAUGCUAAGUGAAAUCAACCGUGGGUGUCAACGAAUCUGCUUACAGAAAAAAAGAAAAAAAAUCGGAUGCCAUUAUUUGCCAACGGCAGAACCUCCAUAACAUUACCACAGACCCUAUGAAAUGUGACCAAAUGAUAAGAAGUCAGACUUUAAGAAGAAAAUUAUCGCACAUGUGCAGAUGUUGAUGAGUUCAGCCAACACGAGAAUUUUCUUCCCGAAAGCGGGCUUCAAGCCAACACCUUCAACAAGGAUAACACACACACAUCGACAUUAUCGGA